GUGACUUCGAAUAUUCCUAUCUCCUUGCCUUUGUGUGAGGCUGCCCCCGCUGCCCCCCUUUCAUCCCAGUGCGCUGCCGCGACGUGCAUUAGCAUGGCCAACGCUGCAGUCAUGGGCCCGCCACCAUCCCCGAAGGAACCUCGCCGCUCGGGAAGACGCUCCGUGCCCUCUGGGUCGACCAGCAAGUCCCCCGCUGGAUCGCCCGUCGCCGACCCCGCCCCGAAGCCAAAAGAGAACGGACAACGACCACCACCUCCGGCAUUCAACAACUCAAACAAGACCAAGCGUAGCAAACAGGAAGAACACGACGAUGUCCUGGAGGAGCGGAAGAACGGGACCAACGGCAACGGCAAUGCGCGCGCAAGGCGGAAGGGCAAGGACAAAGACAGGAACCUCGUACCUUUGGACAACAUAGAGCACAUUGUCGGCGAAGACGAGCAUGGGGACGCGCUUUUGGAGGAGGGGCUGCUGGAUCCUGAGGCCGAAGAUGAGGAGGGGGGUAUCACACGCUGUAUCUGCGGCGAUGAGGACGGACAAGGCGGCUUCAUGGCUCAGUGCGAAAUGUGCGAGGCGUGGCAACAUGGCAAGUGUAUGGGCUUCGGGGAGGAGGCUGAUCUCCCUGAGCACUACUACUGCGAGCAAUGCCGACCCGAUCUUUAUGUUGACCUUCUGAGGAGACAUGCCAAACGGGCUCGCCAGGCGUCAAAUCACUCGCUGCACACUGUCGGCGGGCAUGGUUCUCGCACGUCGCGCUCACGAUCUCCAGUGGCACACUUGAAACCGACGAAACGGCGGAACACGAUGAACAGCCGCGACGCUGCGUACGAAGAAAGCUUUCAGGCGCUGCUCGAGGCUACGGCAGCUGAGGCCGCCGCGAAGGAAAAGGAGGCCCUCGCCACAGCGAACGCUCCCAAUGGAGUAGACGCCGAAGUCAAUGGUCACGAUGAGUUGGAGGCAGACGAUGUAGCUGUGAGUAGCCGGCGGAAACGGAAGCGAUCAGACGACGAUGGAGUAACGACCAAGCGGGCGCGGUCCGCGUCUAUCUCGUCCGAUCGCACGGCGGUGGCGAGCGUGAAGAUGGCCCGGGAACCCACACCCUCGGUCAACAAUGCGAAGAGCAAUGUAGCACCCGUUUCGACGAACAAGACGGGCUCGCGCAACAGACGGGGAGGAGGUCGCAAGUCGCAGGCGCAGGACCUUGUCUCGGUCGACGGGGAGGAAGCCGCCCCGUCCUCACGUAGCAGACAACCCAACAGUCGCGCCAAAGCCACCACGGGGAACGAACCAGGCAGUCGAAGGGCGUAUGCCAACAGCGCCAAUAGCGCCGGAGCUUCCGGCUCGCACGUCAACAGCGCAGCUGCCUCGCGUGCAUACCAUCACUCGCAUGCGUACGCUGUGUCUCAGCAGCCACUUUUCACUUCAUGGGGCCUCCCCGACUACCUCGCUCACCUCGAACCCAUGCUACCCACGGACGUACCUCAGCCAUUGGAGGUGCGCGGAUCCGGUAUCGACUCGACCGGUAGAGAGUCUCUAGAACGCAAUACGGAGCGAGGCGUGAAAGUGAAGUGGCCAGGGAAACGCAUGAGCGUUAGCGACAUGAACAAGCGGGUCCGAGCUUUGGUGGAGUGGGUCGGGAGGGAGCAGGCGAGUGCGCUUGAGCGGGGUAGACGACGAGAGGCGGUCGAGAAGGCCUUGCGAGAGGUUCGGCAGACGAACGGAGACAGUCACUCGGGGCCGGACGAGAAUCUCCGUCCCUCCAUGCAAAAUGGGGAUCCGAUGGCGACCGAUGGACCCGUCAUCGAGUCUCCCUUGCAGGAGAAAUCCUCCACUUUCCUCGACACAUCUUCGAUGUCGCAUUUUCUGACAUCAUCUGACUCUGCGUCGACGAUGAAAGUGAUGGAGGAGCUCAUGGAGGAGUUGAUCAAUUUCCAAGAACGGUUUGGGCCGGGCGCGAAGGUGAAAGAACGGGAACGGAGAAACGUUUCGUCAUGACCGUCCAUGUGCUUGCUACGAUUCAUUGCUUCUGCUCCGUUUCGCUCUUACCUUACUCCUGGCUGUCGAUGUUGGAUACGUACUCAUUUAUUGUGUAUUGCUGCUGUCGCGUUGUUACACUACUGUUGUAUACUUAUCUCUAAUGCUCUGAACCGAUGAUCAGUUCUGGCAUGCCACGAUCCUUUGGCGAGACAGUCUCACGCGUACC
This is a messenger RNA of Rhodofomes roseus, 2200 nucleotides long. RefSeq lists its product as uncharacterized. The coding region runs from base 94 to 1992 and encodes 632 amino acids. Gene Ontology annotation, cellular component: Rpd3L-Expanded complex; Rpd3L complex. The record is from RefSeq and is a predicted model, not a curated record. NCBI's taxonomy places the organism in Eukaryota, Fungi, Basidiomycota, Agaricomycetes, Polyporales, Fomitopsidaceae. The transcript has 6 exons. Gene Ontology annotation, biological process: negative regulation of rDNA heterochromatin formation; negative regulation of silent mating-type cassette heterochromatin formation.